AACUACCAUAGAAAAAAGGUUCUAAAAAAAGACAAGCAUGUAUUAUGACCACCCUCUCGUUUCCGACUGGCACAAAACUCUUCAUCUCCGCUCUCUUUCAUCAUUACACACACCACACACACACACUGUAUCUGCAAUGGCUGAAACUAAGAGAAACGAUACAGGCAGCAUCAAGAACGAUAUGGGCAGCAUCAAGAACGAUACGGACGACAUCAAGAACGAUGUUAACGCAGAUGAUCAAAAGGGGAACAGGAUUCAAGUAUCCAAUACCAAGAAACCCCUUUCUUUCUACCUUAAUCUUGCCAAGAGGCACCUAAAGAUACAUGAUGAUGUUGAGCUUUCUGCCCUGGGUAUGGCAAUUCCUACGGUGGUCAUAAUCUCCGAGAUUCUUAAGAGAAAUGGAGUGGCAACCGAGAAAAGUAUCUCUAUAUCUACGGUGGCCACUAAGGAUGUCAACAAGGGCCGGACCGUGCAAAAGGCUAGGAUUGAGAUUGUGCUGAUCAAGCAGAAUUCAAAGAACACUAAAGCACUUCCAGAGAAAGGCCAAGAACAGUGACAUUCAAUGCAACAUUAAUAUUCACAAAUCCUUAACGUUGAUAUUUCCAAGUAGAAGUCCUCGGUUUCUGGCUAAGUAGGUCUGCUAGUUAUGGUAGAGAUGUAGCUAAUAUUAGGAUCUUUCUGUAACCUUGUUCCUAUACAAUAUUUAAAUGCAAUUAGGUUGUCUGAUCUGAUGCAUAACACGCAACAGUGCGUACAUAUGCAUUUUUGGAGGGAUUCUCUCAGUCGUUUGCUGUGAGCAAUAAGGCCAUUAUUGACCA
Molecule: messenger RNA, 818 nt
Organism: Sesamum indicum (sesame)
Lineage: Eukaryota; Viridiplantae; Streptophyta; Magnoliopsida; Lamiales; Pedaliaceae
Cellular component (GO): nucleus
Molecular function (GO): RNA binding
Source: RefSeq, a predicted model, not a curated record